Messenger RNA from Betta splendens (Siamese fighting fish), 1694 nucleotides. RefSeq names its product immunoglobulin lambda-1 light chain-like. The coding region runs from base 418 to 1521 and encodes 367 amino acids. Gene Ontology annotation, biological process: immunoglobulin production; immune response. Gene Ontology annotation, molecular function: calcium ion binding. The record is from RefSeq and is a predicted model, not a curated record. NCBI's taxonomy places the organism in Eukaryota, Metazoa, Chordata, Actinopteri, Anabantiformes, Osphronemidae. The transcript has 8 exons.
GCAGGUGGGAAGAUGGAGUCCCCCGGCUUUGUGGAUUAAGAGGAAACAAGCAGCUUCUUUAUGGGAGAAGUUAGAAAAAAUGUGUUUUUCUUGGCCGAGGGGGAUUCACGCCGCAUCGCCUGGACUUUUAAGUUGUGUUGGAGGUCAGAAGAGAGACGCGUUAGAAGCAGAAAAAGGGAGCUGACGAGCAAUGGCCAAGAUCUACACACGUGGGAAAUAAAAAGAAGAAGAAGAAGAAGCUGAAGAAUUUUAAGAACCUUCAGCCUGUCUGGGACUGAACGGUCCAGCCCGGCCAAAGGUCCACCGGGCCACUCCACAGUCACUUCCCUCUGGACGGCUCCACUCCUGCAGCUGAGGCAUCUGCACCAAGGGGGUUCGAACUCAGGCAGGACUGAGAGGAAACGCACACGGGCUCUUAUGAAGGGGAACAAAGCGGGACCCGCCAUGGAGAACCAUGUCACACAGAUCUCCAGAGACGACCUGGAGGAACUGAGAGAGGCCUUCAAUAAAAUCGAUAUCGACAACAGCGGCUACGUGAGCGACUUCGAGCUCCAGGAGCUGUUCAGAGAGGCCAGCUUCUCGCUGCCGGGCUACAAGGUGCGGGAGAUCGCCGAGAUCUUCGUCUCCGGGGACAAGAACAAGGACGAGAAGAUCAGCUUCGAGGAGUUCGUCUCUUUUCACUGUAACAGGUGUGUGUUCGUCUUCCUGGGUGGAGUUUGCAUGAUUGUGACGCUUCACUGCUCCUCAGAGUUUAAACUCUGCUGUCAAGGCCUGAUUGAACACUUUCCACUGAGUCACACUGAAAUCUGUGUCAGGAUGAAGUCUCCAGUGUCUCUGCUGGUGAUCGUGGCUUUUCUGAGUCAGGAUUGUUCUGCCAAUAAUUUUCUGACUCAGCCUGACAAAGUCAAGGCUGUGAGUCUUGGUGGGACUGUGACCAUCAGCGCCACAGGGAGUUCAAACAUUGAUGAUGAUCUCAGCUGGUACCUUCAGAAGCCUGGACGGAACCCACAGCUUCUAAUAUACAGAGCAUCAACUCUGAACUCAGGAACUGCGUCCAGAUUCAGCGGCAGUAGAUCUGGUUCUAGCUACGCUCUGACCAUCACUGGUGUUCAGGCUGAAGAUAUGGGAGAUUAUUACUGUCUGGGAGCUCAUGGUGGUGGAGUGUGGACGUUUGGUGGAGGAACCAAACUCAUCGAGUUCUCUGGUCCCGUGGUCAGACCCUCCGUCUCUCUGCUUCCUCCGUCCUCUGAGCAGCUCUCUGGGGGCUCGGCCACGCUGGCCUGUCUGCUGAGCGGCUACUCUCCUCAGGGAGCCGUGGUGAGCUGGGAGGUGGACGGUAGCGAGGUGACAGAGGGCGUCCAGAGCAGCUCAGAGGAGGAGAAGAACGGACGCUUCAGCAGCAGCAGCACCCUGACCCUGAGCCAGGAGCUGUGGAACAAGAGAACCCUGUACACCUGCAAGGUCCUCCAUCACGACCACAGUCAGGUCCAGGUCUUCCACAAGAGCCAGUGUCAGGACUAGAGGAGCUGUGUGUGGGAGAAGAGAAACAGACCUGCUGCUCUGAGCAACAUGAGUUUAAUGGAGUGAAAGGAAAGCUUCAUGUGAGAAACGUGUGGAGCUCCAUGAAUGUGUGUCUGCUUAAUGAGUGACCUGAUGAUUCAUGACUUUGACAAUAAAGCUUCUACUGAUAUUAA